This is a messenger RNA of Pocillopora meandrina, 670 nucleotides long. NCBI's taxonomy places the organism in Eukaryota, Metazoa, Cnidaria, Anthozoa, Scleractinia, Pocilloporidae. The record is from the annotation of a GenBank genome assembly.
AUGACGAUGAUGACGGACAAUAUGUAAAGUAAAUUUGUCUCUCUAGGAACUUCCACGUUGACCAUUUCCGGGAUGUUUCGUCUUCAAGGUUUCCUCUUGUUGUAAGGUACCGGGUAUCACACGGAUCUGAUCCGGUUAAUCAGAGGUCUGUUUAACAUGAUGCUCAGCUAAGUCUAUAGUUCCUGCUAUUUCAGUCUGUACACAAGCUUUUACACUGCUUGGCCUCCCCCCUGCAACGAUUGCGCAACUUAAAGGCGUUACAAAACCUACCAGUGUCAUUGUAUAUCUGUGACUUUUGAUAGGUGGGCUGAUUGAUUCGAUUAGAUCAAUUGCUUACUGUGUUCAACAGUUUGUUCAUCAGAGGCCUCUUCCAUCACGGUACUCUACGAAUUGAUCACUUAGUACUCUUUUUUGAUAAAUGUGACAAGAAGUAACAUAAUUCUUAAUAUUUCUACGAAUUCCUGGCAAAGAAAAAGCACUCUGAGUCUUGUAAAUCGGUGUGUUCAAAUCUGUGCGGUCUCAGUCCCAGUACUUUUUGUGCUUCAUCUCUUCAACUCAUGUCUAAGAGACAGGGGUUCGAACGCCGUCGAAACCUAAGUUUUUCCAACAAUUAUAACGUAGUGGGUCCAACAGCAAGGAGUUAUCUCCCUUUCUUAACUGGAGCAGCGCA